AUGGCGGGCCCGCAUCGACCUUCCAAACCAUCCCCCCUUUCAAAUCUCCUGACACCGCAAGAAAUUAACCAGUUCCAUGAUGACGAAUCCGAACCACGAGACAUCGUCCAGCUUGAAUCGCUCAGCUCGCGGUCGGAAAGGGAUCUUGACGCAAAGCCAACGGUGUUUUCACCUCCAACGUCGUUGUCGCCGACAUCACUCUUGUCGUGCACACUCACGCCGGCGGUGCUGCACCAUCGAUACCCUCGAUUUUGUCAAACCAUGGUGGCAGCGAGGCAAUUUCGGUCACGGCCAAUCGCAUGGGUCUUGAAAGUCGUCGAAGAAAUCUGCGACGGAUACUAUGCAUUUUACAUGGAAUCGCACCGCGCCCCGCCGUUACCAUUAUUUGUUCGAACACAUUUCCAGCGCACGUUGGGGCUCGUCGCCCUGGCCGACCAAGAGUCGCUGGACCUGGUGUAUAACUUGGAGUUGCAUCGCGAGACGUUUCCUCAUCUCGGCGUGUUUGUGUCGUUGAUGCGGGAGCUGGAGGAUGAAGAAGGCGCACUCUUUUACACCCAUUGCCGCAACGUCGUUCAAUCCACCUUUGGUCUUUCGCUCAAGACCAAGGAAAAGUUGUUGGCUCAAGACUGCGCCAGAAAAUUCCACUCUACCGGCGCGAUCGUACUCGCCGACCACCCUCGACUUCAAGACGGGACCCAGUCAGUGCACUUAUCCCAGUCCGCAUGCUCCUUGCUCGUGCUUCGAGCCAUUGGUGUUUCCAAAGUUCUCGCUAACCAUUUGGCAGUCGUCAUGCUGGCGCCGUACAUGAAGGCGGUGACAGUGGACGCCGCAGGGCGCCUGUUGGACCAGCACCUCCUUAGCCUCGACGACGUCUUGUCUCGACUCCUGCAGAUUUUUCGCUCUCUCCCUGAAGACAUUGUGCACAAGUACAAAUACAACGACGAUGGGGAAUCCCUCACCCUCCUCACACGACUGCAAGACACGAUUCGCCAUGAUGACGAAAAAGUCAAGUUGAAGGCGGCCCUUGACGACCACGUGCGAACUGAACGGUCCUUGCAAAUCGAAAUAAUGAAAAUCGACCGCUUGGACCCUGCCACCCGACCACCAGACGUUCGCACCAAGCUCUUCUUGCUCAAGAACCAACUUCAGACGGCACAGCGACAUAUUAAAGGGCUCAAGGAGCAACUCCAAGGGACAGACGCACAGAUCAACGAAGUGUGGUCGUCGGUAUUACGGGACGCGUCCAAAGUGCCAACAACACAACUCCUUCCACUUGACAAUAUUUUAGCUCGCGUAUGCGAGUUUGUGGCAGCUUGCCACCACGACCUGUUGCUCGAAACAAAGCUCAAAAAGGUGCUUCAAGCAAAACGUCGAAAUGCGUCGGAUGCGAGCUGGGCAAGUCAACUCGAAGCUCUGCAAGAGCGCUGCGUGAUCAAAAUCCAGCGCGUCUUUCGUCAACGAAGGGCAUGGCACAGAGAACGCAGAGCAGCACAAGCUGACCUCGAGUCGAGGAGGCAGCAAAAACUCAAGCGCAAAGCAGAGAAGGAGCUGGAACGCAAGAGGCUCGAGGCAUUGCGUGAUCGCGAUGCACAGAGACAUCUUGGGCGCAUGCAAGAAAAACAGAAACGAGACAUGGAGGUGCAAGCGAAGUUAAAGAAGCAAGAAGACGCCGUGCUGAAAAAGGCCGCGUCGGCUGAAGCUGAACGAAGAGGGAUGCUGGCGAACGAACGGCUCGUUGCGCGAGUGUUCAAGCGGUGGGAAAAAUUCCGGGAUGUUUCAAAGCGCGUGAAAUAUGCUCAAAAGCUCACCCUCAUGGGGUUGUUUGGCCGAUGGAAGGCUGCUGUCCAGAUAUCACAUGUCGAGAUGAAUGCUGCAACGACAAUUCAAUCGGCAUUCCGCGGCAUGCGCGGACGACGCGAAGCACGUGGAAUGAAACGGGCUAGGGACAAGAAGAACCAAUUGGCCGCACGAAACGUGAAUCGACUACUCAAUCGUCGGUUGUUCAAGGUGUGGGCAGCUUGGACGUCCUUUGUCGAGCAACAAUUGACAAUCAAGCACCGAUUCGCGAAUUGCAUGGCGCGAUACCUUCAAGAAACGUUUUUGCAAUGGACACGGCUUCUGCCUCGACGUCGGGCGGCGGCAUUGACUAUCCAGACGAACUACCGAGGGCACUUGGGGCGAAAUCGAGCGCGGAGGAGGCGCCAGGAACAUUCCGCUGCGACAUGCAUCCAACGAAUCGCACGAGGGCGACAAGGCCGCAAAGUUGCGCAGAUGAAGCGGCAACUGAGAGCCCAUCAAUCCCAAGGGACAAACUCGUUGCUACGGCGGAUGCUAUUGCGGACGCUAUCCCAUGCCUUUGACGGGUUCAAAACCCAGUGGGAGCUUGAGCGUCAGAUCCGAGCGAUGGCAGCUGCCCGAGUCCACAGGCGGCGGACAUGGUGCUUUUACAUCUUGCACGCCUAUCGUGUAGCAAGACACCGAAAACAAGCAGAGAGGUUUCGCCGCCAAUUCGAGGCGGCCACAGUCAUUCAGCGCUACUUUCGAGGGUAUUGGUGUCGCCAAGCGUUUCGAAUAUUUGUUCGGCGCCAUCGAAGCGCCGUUGCGAUCCAACGAACGUACCGACGAUACCGUCAGAAAUGGAUCGUGUACGAAAUGCAGAAACAAACCCAGGCGGCAACUCGCAUCCAGUGUCGCUUUCGGCGAAAUAAAGCCGUUGCUGUUGUCACUCGUAUGCGAAACGAGUUUUUGUGGCAAGCGGCACGGCGCGGUGACUACCACGUAGUCCUGCGAAGUUUCAACAAUGGGACGGCGUGGAACAGCUUUGACGAAGACGGCAACUCACUCUUGCACUUGGCGUGUUUGGCCGGAUCGAAACGUCUCAUCAAGCUCUGUCUCCGCUACGGCAUGGACAUCAACGCUGUCAACAUGACGGGGGCCUUAACUCCGCUGCACACGAUCAUUGCUACCACCUACUCACAACGAGCUGAGUUGGUCGAUUACAUGAUUGACCAUGGCGCGUGGCACGAAUGCCGCGACGGACGCGGGCUCACUCCUCUACUUCUUGCUUCGUCACUGGGUCAUGCAGACUGCAUUCGAGCACUAUUGGCGAGAGCCGCCGACCGCGAAGCGCUCACGACGGCGCAGCAAGACGCCAUCGGGUUGGCUACGUCUCUGAACCAGAUCGAAGCCGUUGCUGCUUUGUUGGAGGCUGGGUUCAAUCCCAACACAAUCAUCGAUCCUGCGGAUGGAGCGACUCUUCUUCACGAAUGCGCUGCUCAUGGUUACGUCGAAAUUGCUCGGAUGCUUAUCGCCCGACAAGCUUACGUCGACGCCCAAGAUGUGGAUGGAAAUACACCUGCCAUCUAUGCAGUGUUCAACCAACACUCGAACGUUCUCACGGAAAUCUUGGCGGCGGGCGCGGCACCCGACAUCGUGAAUGUCGCAACGAGGUCUGCGAUGCAUUGGGCCAUUGGUCAUGCCGAAGCAAUUCGAUUGUUGGCCGAAGCCGACGGCGACGUGAACCUUCGCACAAAAGACAGCGACACGCCAUUGCACUUGGCGUGCGCAUCGGAUGACAACAUUGAGUCAACGCGGGUGUUGUUGGCAUACGGCGCGUCCGUCGACAGCAAAAACUCUCGUGGGAAUCAACCUGCUCACGUUGCUGCUCGAGCUGGCGCGGCUGCCACCAUGGAUCUCUUGAUUCAAUACUCGACCAACAUGAACGCCCGAAACUUUAACAACAAGAACCCGUUGGGCGAAGCGCGCAUGUUCAAUCGCAUGGCAGUGGUGGCAGUGAUUCAGCGGCAUUACGCCGAUGAUUUGAAGAUGUUGGAGGAUGCUGGAAUGGACGCCGACCUGGUGGACGAAACCGGUGUAGUGCUGCCGACGAAAUCGCACGAGGACUGGCAAGCGACUUUGGCAUCGAGCAUCCGAUUGUCUCAGUUGAACGAGUGGACGCAAUGCGUCGACCCGACGACUGACUGGUUGUUUUACCACGACGUGGCAUCGAAUGUAUGCACGUGGCGAGCCCCGAUCGAGUACCAAGCAGCACUGGGGCAGCACUGGCGAGUCGAACAACAGAAAAACCUCGACGUUGACGAAACAACCAACGAUACACCUGCAGUGGAACUCGGCACUGGAGGUGGCGAAUCCGCGCCUGCCAAAAAUGAACAAGAGUUCAAAUCGACACCCAAAGUAUAUGUCUACAUUCACGAUCAAACAGGAGAAGUGCGGACAACUGUGCCUCCCGUGGACCCGGACAAGCUGCAGGCAUUGAUUCAAGGCAUGGACCAGUACAAGAUGCUUCGAAGUCGAAUUCACAAAGUAUCGUCAGAGACCGUGGCAUCGGUGGCCAAGUACCGAGCGUUUUGGUCGGAUUUUACCAAAGACGCUCAAACUUUGCGGCUGGAAACUCAAGCCGCCAUCAAAAUCCAAACGCGAUUUCGGGCGUACUUUUACCAUAAGCGAUUUGUCGAGCUCAAACUUCAGCACAAAAUGGCAAUCCACCUCCAGCGCGCGUAUCGAGGCAAACUCGCCCGUCGGACGGCGGCUCACGAACGACAUCGCCACCGCUGCGCGACCAAAAUAGAAGCGUUGGUGCGUGGGUUUUUGGUACGGUGCCGGGAAGCUAACGGAAACAAUGCGUGGCGAGUUCAAUACCGGCUAGAGAGACGUGCGGUUGUGAAUAUUCAGCGGUGCUGGCGAGGCAUGCACGGUCGCUUCCGUGCAAAGAAACUCCAAGCGAUGAAGCGAGGUCCCCAGACGUACUUCGAAUGGGCCGACGCCAGAAAACACGCCAUCAUCCUUCAAACGUUUCAAGUGUGGCAAGAAAUGCAACUCGCCAACAGCUCAACGCAUGGCAUCUUUUACUGCAACCACAUCACCGGGCAAUGUGUGUGGGACAAACCAAUUGCAUGGGUUGAAAACGACCGGGCCAAGUUUUUGGAGCGCCAACAAAUGCACUACUUUGGCUACACGACGCAAAUGCUGCACGCGGCCAUCACGCUGCAAAGCAUGUUUCGCAUGCGUACAGCUCGUGUCUACUUUCACCGCCUCAUGCAGGGCGUCUCGAUUUGUCGCAGCUGCGAGGCCGAUUACCUCAACGAUCCUCUUAACUUGACGCGACUGGGCAACUACGUGCUGUACCUACACGCGAUUCGCCACGAUUACGAUCGAGCGAGGCCUUUGUACAGCCGUCUCAUGGAGUACAUGACGGCGCGUGGACCGGACGUCCCGUUCAUCUUGCGAUGCUACGCUUUGUUUUUGUACGUGACAGAAGAGGAAGACGUCGACAACAUCGCCAUGUUGUUUGAGCGGGCCGACGCCAUCGACAAACCAAAAAAGAAGUUUCAGCUUGCGUUCCUCGGGUUCUUUCGGUACUCGCAGAUCAUGUUUCCCACGAAUGCUCAGAGCAACCUCAACUAUGCUGCAUGCGUCCAGUGGGUCUAUGACCAAGCAAACCCAGCAAAGGAGCACUACUUGCGAGCGUUGGAAGCGGACCCGUACAACAAGCGCAUCCUCCGACUGUUCAACAUCUUUCUCGCUCGCACCAACGAUGCGGAGGGGGAUGACGGCGCUGACCACUUUAUGCGAUACCAAGCGGCCAUGGUGCAGACAGAAGAUGCCGCGCGGAGGAAGGAGUACACGGACAUGGCGGCGCAUGAGGAGCGCCACCGUGCCGCAGUGCUGCUUCAAACUCGGUUCCGAGCAAGACAUGAGAGGAAGCGCGUGAUGCGCAUGCGAAGUGUCCUUCCCGUGCCACACAAAGCAUCUUCGCCAGAAGAAUUGCAACUCCAUCAAGCAUUCGACAUUGUUGCAGCGAAAAACAAAAACCCGUCCAUUUUACGCGUGGACCAACUCGCUGACGUGUACCCGCUGGUGGGAUGGUCCGUUCAAGACGCGGCCGACGACAUUGCGUAUGCAACAUCGCACAUGGAGUUCCAGUACCCCCAGAGCAUCACGUGGACGCGCUUUAUCAAAUGGAUUCAACAAGCUUCGCCGCCAUCGCAGUGGGAAACAUGCGGGACCGACGACGCCAACGUGUACUACUACAACAUCGUGUCGGGGGUCACCCAGUGGGAAAAGCCCCGCAUCCAGAGACCUGUCUUGGCACCGCUCGUGGACACCUGGGAAUCCGCGUACACCGACCAAGGCGACAUCUACUAUUACAACGCCUUCACGGGCGAGAGCCGAUGGGACAACCCCCAGGCAACGCCAUCCCACGACGCCGUAACGCCAGGAUGGGAAGAAAUCGUGGACGACCAUGGCCAACGAUACUAUUACAACCCGUCGACUGGCGAAUCCGCGUGGGAAGUGCCCAAGUCGACUACGCCAGGCGACGAAGAUCAGUGGGAAGAUGCGACAGACGGCACGACGCCGUACGUCGUUCACAAAAUCACGGGGGAGUCGUUGUGGACCCGCCCACAUGAUGGGUGGCGUGCAGCCGUGAAUGCGGAAGGCACUGUGUACUACUACAGCGUCCAGCGGAACACCAGUCAGUGGACGUCGCCAUGGACGACCCGUGGUGACACAACCUUGGCAUCACCCGCUGCCGGUGACAUCGAUACCAACGACAGCGCGUGAAUCAAACGGUGCAAUGCGGUGUAUAAAAUAAUGAACUCACAACGACGCAAGUGGUGAACCUACUCGGGCUGGACAAGCCACGACGAUCUCAGCGCGUCGGCGCAUGUACUUCGUUUCGUCGGUUCUGGGUGAAGGAGACUACAGAGCAGACGGAGAGCGUCUGGGCGCAACGACGGCGGGAAUAAGAACGAUGGAAACUUGACCCGAGAGCUCGCCACCGCGUCGUCCGACGACGUGACCCAAGCACUGAACUGAGCAAACCUUGGACAGUGGCUCAGGUCUUUCCCAAAGGGUAGGCCACCGACAAGCAUCGUGUACAGAAUCACGCCAAGGGACCACAUGUCAGCUUUGCGACCGUCAUAACCAAAAUGACACUUUUGCGUGACUUCGGGAGCAACGUAAUGCGGGGACCCGACAACUGACCUGAGACGUCUCACUUGCGACGGCAGCUCCGGUACCCCGAGCACGUCCGACGAUGACGCAGGGGACUCCAUGGACGAUGAGAGGUAGUGGCCAGUGUUUGUGCUCACAGCAGCAAUACAAUGGGCACUGAGCCCGAAGUCGGCGAUCUUGAGAACGUCGCCGUCGCCGAGGAGAAGGUUCUCAGGCUUGAGGUCCCGAUGCACGAUGCCCAAUUCAUGGCAGUACUGCACCCCAGCCAAGAGCUGUGAAAAGUACACUCGCGCGUCGGCGUCCUGCAGCCCACCGUCAAACUUGAUGCGGUCGAAGAAUUCGCCUCCGCAAGCGAGUUCCAGCACAAGGAAGAUGGUAGUUUUGGACGGCUGUACAAACUCAAGCACGUCAAACAACUGCAGCACAUUCACGUGUCCAUUUUCAACGCUCGGCCCACUGUCGAUCGUGUUGCCCGUGAGGCGAUGCAUGUGGGCAAUUUCGCGAUAAAUGGUCCUGCGAUUCUGAAGAAACACCGCGUAUUUCUUCGGUACGUGCGGGAUGUGCCAUGUGUGGGACGCCACCACGACCACAUCGUCAGGUGACGCCAUGUCGAUGUCGGUCUCGAGAGGAUCGUCGUCGCCAUUGUUCGCGUCCAGAGGCCACAGUGCUACACACAUGUCGAGCGUCAUCUCUUUGAUCAUCCCUGAUUGAGCGUCCUUGUAGCAUGGAAUCAAUUCGUGCUGGUUUGGAUGGAGCAACCACCACACAUGGCCUUUCUCGAGGGGCAUGGCGGGGGUACCCCCUGGCGAUUGAGGUCGCUUCUCGUGGUUGUAAACAGCCCCAGCUCGAAUGACUUCACAUCGCGCCAAUGCUUGUGGAAAGAACAGCUUGUAUCCAACGGGGUUCAAAAUUUUUACGGCCACAUGUCGAUGCUUUUUCAAUUCCAUCGCUUCAUACACGACACCGGCGAUUCCAGAACCGAGGUAGUUGCCCAGACGGAACUUUUCCUGCUGAGCGAUAAUGAUGGUUUGCCCAUCGUACGUGUCGACCAUGGACGGUGACAACCAGCUUUCGCUCAACGGGGACACCUUUUUGCCCUUCUCAAAGGCACACAAAGCCAUUUCAGCAGUGUCGCCUCGUUCGGAACAAUGUUCGAUCAGGAUACGUCGCGAGGACGGGAUUCAAAUCAGCUCGCGCGGAUACGUCCACGAAGUUCACAGCUCAAGCAACGGCGUCGUCGGGACGAGAUAGCAAGCUGAAGGAGCAACGGAAGUCGGGAACGUGGAAGAUGCGGCAGCUUCGAAUGGGAGCGCGCCGACGAGAUCUCUGUUCGUUUCUGAAGUUGCAAUACAAAAACG
Messenger RNA from Aphanomyces invadans, 8333 nucleotides. RefSeq lists its product as hypothetical. The record is from RefSeq and is a predicted model, not a curated record. Gene Ontology annotation, molecular function: protein binding. Lineage: Eukaryota; Oomycota; Saprolegniomycetes; Saprolegniales; Verrucalvaceae. The transcript has 18 exons. The coding region runs from base 1 to 6582 and encodes 2193 amino acids.